UGAAACAUACCUUCUCAAACAGCUCUAGCAAUAUAGUCUAUUUCUAUCAUAUAAUAAUUAUCCCUUCACACGAAAAUAAGUUAGAGGAACUAAGAAGAAAAAAAAAACAUAUGGCUGGUAACAAUAGUAGUAGUGUUAAUGUUUAUGUAAAAUCAUCAAAUGAGUUUGGUGAUUCAUUAUCAUCAGCUGGUGAUGGUCGCCACUGGGAAUUAUUCCAUAAGAUUAAGCCUUAUUUGCUAAUGGUGGGGUUGCAGUUUGGUGCGGCUGGAAUGUACAUAACUAGCAUGGCUACUCUCAAUCAUGGCAUGAAUCGCUACGUACUUAUCGUCUAUCGUAAUGCUGUUGCAGCGCUCGUUCUUGCUCCUUUUGCACUCAUUUUCGAAAGGAAAAUAAGACCAAAGAUGACACUCCCCAUCUUCCUCCAGAUAAUGGCACUGGGAUUCUUAGAGCCAAUUAUUGAUCAAGGAUUUGGGUACCUUGGAAUGAAAUACACAUCGGCAUCAUACACAUCUGCGAUAAUGAAUGCCGUGCCUUCCGUCACAUUUCUCAUAGCAGUCGUUUUCAGGAUAGAGAGAAUAAGGAUUAAGGAGAUAAGAAGUCAAGCAAAGGUGAUAGGAACCAUAGUGAGCUUCUCAGGGGCUUUACUAAUGACACUGUAUAAAGGCCCAGUGGUUGACCUGUUUUGGACCAGGACCACAGCCCACCAAUCAACUGAUCUCACCCAUUCCUCUGAUAAAAACUGGGUCCUCGGCACUAUUUUUAUUCUCAUUGGCUGCGUUGCCUGGUCCUGUUUCUACGUUUUACAAUCAAUUACGGUGAAGAAGUACCCGGCAGAACUGUCUCUGUCUACAUUGAUAUGCUUGUCUGGUGCAUUGCAAAGCACAGCAUUAGCCUUAGUUGUGGAACAUCACCCAAGUGCUUGGGCCGUAGGUUGGGACUCCAGGCUACUUGCUCCUCUCUAUACGGGAAUUGUUAGCUCUGGAAUCACAUACUACGUGCAAGGCCUAGUAAUGAAAACUAGAGGCCCAGUAUUCGUGACAGCAUUUAAUCCUCUUUGCAUGGUCAUCGUUGCCAUCCUUGCAUCAAUCAUCCUUGCUGAGAAAAUUCACCUUGGAAGUGUGAUUGGAGGGAUUAUAAUAACAAUAGGGCUAUAUUCGGUGGUGUGGGGCAAAAACAAAGAUUAUUCCAAGUCACAGCAGGGAAGAGAGGUAUUGAUGAUAUCGCCCUCCUCAGUAGUACAAGUAGUAACUCAUAAUGAACAGAAGCUCCCACUGAGUAAUAAUGUUGGGACAACAGUUGACAUUGCUGCCAACAAGAGCGACCAACAAACUCCUACAACUCAUCAUCAACCAAAUUAGUAUAUAAUAUAUAUUUAUAGAUAUUCCACCAAUAUUAGUGCGCAAUCUUCAUCAUAAUUAUAUAAUGUAUAUACUAAGUGCUACCUUAGUCAUUAUAUAUAUAAAUAUAUAUAUAUAUAUAUAUUCUAUGUAAUCCAUGGCCCACCGAUCUAUCUCUCUCCAUUUUCUUUUUCCAACAAAAUAAAUCGGUUAUGUGAUAACUUUUUCUAGCUAGAGAGCGACUUGUGCAACAUAUACUGCUACUGCUAGCUAGCUAGUAUGAUAUUAUUUGCUAGUUUCUGAGUUGUA
Cannabis sativa is the source of this 1646-nucleotide messenger RNA. Its product is annotated as WAT1-related protein At4g08290. Gene Ontology annotation, cellular component: plasma membrane. The transcript has 7 exons. The record is from RefSeq and is a predicted model, not a curated record. Lineage: Eukaryota; Viridiplantae; Streptophyta; Magnoliopsida; Rosales; Cannabaceae. The coding region runs from base 111 to 1358 and encodes 415 amino acids. Gene Ontology annotation, molecular function: transmembrane transporter activity.